AUGGACUCUGAAUCCGUCGUUUCUCAGGUCCAGCGCAAGAUUGAGCUGCAGAGCCCAGACGAUCUUACCUUCCUCAUCGCAAACGUCCGUCGCGCAGCGGCAGAGCGCCUUAACGAGGCCUUCCCGGUAGUCGAGGGCAAUGACGGCGAAGAUGAGCUACGAAAUCAGAUUGAAAAGCUCGUCAAUGAAUACAUCGACAAGACCUUCUCCCUCGCAGCUCCGAACCUCUCGAUAAACGGCCUCCCUGUAUCCACCGAAUCCUUCCUCUCCGGCUCCGACGCCGAGCCCGAACCCGUCUACGAGCCCUUCGACACACGAAAGCGCCGCCGCGUCGCCGACCUCAUCACCCAAGAAGAGAAGCUCCUCGAGGACGUGGCAGCCCUGAAACGCUCCGUACCCGCCACCGCUGCCGCGAACCAAGCCGAACAGCUACGCGACAGUCUAAAACGCGACGACGAGCUGCUCGAAGCGCGAAAGAAGCAGGUCACUGCCGAGGCUGCAGGUGUAGACAUUGAUGUCAAGACGCUCGAGAGGCAGGAGAGCGUCGAGGCUGGGUUCCGCAAGGCCGUCGAGGGGUUGGGCCGGCUGAAACGCGAGAUGCCCGCCGUCGUCGCCAGGAUGGAGAGAGCGCGCGUCGCGGGCGAGUACGUCGUGACACAAGGCCGAUAA
Messenger RNA from Fusarium keratoplasticum, 669 nucleotides. RefSeq lists its product as uncharacterized. The transcript is spliced from 2 exons. The record is from RefSeq and is a predicted model, not a curated record. Gene Ontology annotation, biological process: mitotic sister chromatid segregation. Lineage: Eukaryota; Fungi; Ascomycota; Sordariomycetes; Hypocreales; Nectriaceae. Gene Ontology annotation, cellular component: MIS12/MIND type complex; kinetochore. The coding region runs from base 1 to 669 and encodes 222 amino acids.